Messenger RNA from Alosa sapidissima (American shad), 2943 nucleotides. It is a transcript of the gene arf6a, whose product is annotated as ADP-ribosylation factor 6a. The record is from RefSeq and is a predicted model, not a curated record. NCBI's taxonomy places the organism in Eukaryota, Metazoa, Chordata, Actinopteri, Clupeiformes, Clupeidae. Bases 1210 to 1737 code for a protein of 175 amino acids. Gene Ontology annotation, biological process: intracellular protein transport; vesicle-mediated transport. Gene Ontology annotation, molecular function: GTP binding; GTPase activity. The transcript is spliced from 2 exons. Gene Ontology annotation, cellular component: cytoplasm.
ACGUCAGUGGCCGGCUGGUCUCCGUUGCACAGACGAUUGCAAAUAUUGUUUCUUUAGUAUACAAGAGGCAGAAUACUGAUCGGUUUUAAACGACUUUUCCCUGUCUUAACCAUUAUAUUUAAGUGAAAGGAAUUUGUAAGUGUUUUGCAACUGAAAGGGGCGGACAGGCAACAUUUAGAGUCUGAGCCUAAAUGGCGUCCAUUUCAACUCCAGUGAGAUCGACUUGCAGUUGAGCCUGUUAGCGAGCGCAUGCCAAAUGGCGUAGUGCAUGAGCAGAGAGGAAGUGGCGGGUGAAGCAGGUCCGCACCUUUUCCGGUAACACCACACGGCUGCGACUGAACGACUUGGGAGGAAGAGAGGCAAGAGCGGGGAGAAUCGACCUGGGAGAGGGGGGUUGCCGCAGUUGCAGGGAUUGAAGAGAGGGAGGACGGAAACUCGGAUGAAUCAAUGACCUUUUAAGUUUCUUAUUCGACCGCUCCGGUACCGAUACGAGGGUACACGACAGAAUAAAGGGUUUGGGACCAUGGACUCUUGAGAAGAAUACCGCUUCUGUAGUUCGCCUUGUGAAUAAGGGCGAGGGGGACAGCCGGCAGACAAGAAGGAAGUCGGAACUACCAAGGGCUCUGAAAGGGCCUAUCCACAGAGCGCAGCUCUUUCAUUUUUUCUUAUUCUCUCUUCAUUCACCCCAAUUUUUCGGCACAUUUCUUUGACCGGGGAGUGGUUGUUGCCUAAAUGACUAUCGCGACUGGUGAAUGAAUUCGAUUCGUCAUUGCCUCUAACACAUCUUAUCGAAAGGCUUUGAAAGCGCCCGGUCUACCCACACCCACUGUACACAUUUUGCAUUUAUUCUGGAGCACUUAAUUUCGUUGAACGGGACAUUUUCUCGCCAUUGGUCAUACUGUUUCGGAAUACGUUUUCUCCAAAUAUUGGCGAGACCGUAGGUUAUUGUUUCAUCGAGUUGUUUGGACUUUUUUGACAGAAAGCCAGGCUACAGGAUAGCGCUGCUACUGUGUGUCAAGAGCAACACCACUGACUGAUAUCUGACGAGGAUACGCUGUCACGUGGAACGGGCCAGCUUAAGUUUGCAUGUAACAUUUAACCAUAGUAUAACAACUAUUAAAGUAGCCUGUUUUCAGACACAUUACUCUAUAGGGGGGGAACUCAGUAUUUUUUACCUUAGGAAUAGGAUAUUUAUGCACAGCCAACAAGAUGGGGAAAAUGCUCUCAAAAAUCUUUGGCAACAAGGAGAUGAGAAUAUUGAUGCUUGGACUUGAUGCCGCUGGCAAGACCACCAUUCUGUACAAACUGAAACUGGGACAGUCUGUCACCACCAUUCCCACGGUUGGCUUUAACGUGGAGACCGUCACCUACAAGAACGUCAAGUUCAAUGUGUGGGAUGUGGGUGGCCAGGACAAGAUCCGGCCGCUGUGGCGGCACUACUACACCGGCACACAGGGGCUCAUCUUCGUGGUGGACUGUGCGGACAGGGACCGGAUAGACGAGGCGCGCCAGGAGCUGCACCGCAUCAUCAACGACCGGGAGAUGCGCGACGCCAUCAUCCUGAUCUUCGCCAACAAGCAAGACCUGCCUGACGCCAUGAAGCCGCAUGAGAUCCAGGAGAAGCUGGGCCUCACCCGCAUCCGAGAUAGGAAUUGGUACGUUCAGCCCUCCUGCGCCACGACUGGGGACGGACUCUACGAAGGCCUCACCUGGCUCACGUCAAACUACAAAUCUUAAUGUCACCAAACUGUCUUGAAUGCAAGAAAAAAAAAAAACAAGGGGAGAAAAGGAGAGCAUAUAAAUAUCACAACCACAGGCAAUUAACAAAUAACGUGGCUUCUCCAAUCAGUGUAUAUCAAAGAGAAGUUUAAUGGUAUCCCCCCACCUCUUUUUUGUUUGUUUGUUUUGUUCUCAUUGUUUUUGGAUUCUGACAAGUCCCUAACGGAAUUUACUUUAAUCAAUGACUGUUUUUGGCUGGCUUUUAGUUUGCUUUUUGGCACUGUAGUCUUUCUAUCAGAAAUCUGUUAUUACUCACUGAAUCUAAAUAUUCCAUAAAGUAUUAUUUUCAGAAGCAAUGAUUCAUAUUAUUGUUUUUCCUAUGUUUGUUUUCUUUCCUUCGGGUUCCAUGGGUCUGUCACUUCUAGGUUUCACUUUGGUUUAGGCCUUAUUCUAUUGGCUAUUCUCACAUGGACUGAGGGAGGCUUGGGAAUGGCCAGUCUUAUUUUUAGGUUUCUAUUAAUUUAGUCACUCAUAAUUAUCUUGGAAAAUCAACAGGCCACCCAUUCACGCUCCCCAUCCUCUCCUGAUAAAUAUCUCUUGUCUUACAAGAAGGGGUCAACACAAAGCAAACACGACUUGGCAGACACACAUGUAACCAUUGUUUGAUGUACUGAACUGAAUACACAUGACAUGUAUGGAAAAAAAAAAGAAUAACCAGGACAGAACUCUCCAUCCAUAUUGAGCGGUUUUCUUGUGAAGGAUUGCUAUAUAUUUUUUCACAAUCCAAAUGUAUGGGUAGCAGUUACUGGUGUUUGAUUUUUUGCUGCAUUCUUUCAGGAGCUUCCAUUACAACUGAGUAUUUGUAGCUUUGGGGCCCAGUGCGUGGACGCCCUAUCCACAGAUGUUCCUCCAUAUAAGAGAAGUGACACUUAACAAUGGUUUUGAUCACAAGAGGAAGAGAGCUAUUCAAAUGAGAGGGCUGUAGUUGGCUUGGGCCAGUAGCAGGUGCCCAUUGACUUAUGGCGAACACUGAAGCACUUUCUGGUGGACGUUGCAACGUCCGAAAGUGCAGAAUAAGUCCAAAGCCAUGCCACCUGUCUCUCUCAUGGUGCUCCUGACCCCUGACUAGUCCUUUUUUGACUACCUUAACAUCAGCUGUGUAGCUUGUGUCUUGCCAUCUGACAAGCCUAUUUUUUUUCUCUCUAAAUAAAUCAUAGGCAAAUG